GGGAUUGAGAUCUAUCUGUGAUUGCAAUAUAUACCUCCGAAACACUCGGUCUGCCUGGGACUCAACCUGUGUUUGUAUCUGUGACUCAAAUAACUCCGUCUGGUUAAAAAAACCUCAGGAUCCUGCAGGCAACAUGGCCACUGAGAAAAGAUUGUCUGCGAGGCGUAAGCACACCCUUAAAAGCUGCAUGCUGGUGGUGGCGAAUAACUUGCUGGAGGCUGAAGCUCAGACAAAGACUACGGAGCGGGAACGGUUCCUGGCAGAGAAAUGUCCUCCGAUGGAUAUACCAUACUCCAGAGAAGAACUCAUUGAACUUUGCAAGAAACUUCAUCAAGAAAUUAACAUCAGUGAAGAGGAAAGAUACUGCACGGAGUUUAAACUAAACCAGGUGCUGAGUGAGGUCAGGGACCUAAAUAUCAAGAUUGUGGAUCUUAGAGGAAAGUUCAAGAGACCUCGGCUGAAGAAGGUGCGUAUGUCAGCCGACGCCAUGCUGAAGGCUUUGCUGGGCUCCAAGCACACGGUCAACAUGGACCUGAGGGCCAACCUGAAGCAGGUCAAGAAGGAGGUGAAAGAGGAGGACAAGCAGCUGCGUGAUGUGGGAGACUGGCGUAAAAACAUUGAAGACAAGUCUGAUAGGAAGAAAAUGUUUGACAGCUAAAUGUGGCGAGUUAGCGGGUCAUCACUUUUAGGGCUUCAGCUGAGUUCAGUGUCGCAACUGAAGAGUCGUACUAAAACAUGUAAACUUAGACGUGGUGGUAGUUUGGUUCCAUGAAGUGUAGAACUAUACGGACGUGCUUCUGCUGUGCUAAAUGGUCAUAACAGUCUAAAGUGAAUCAUAACUGUUUUUACUGGAGCAGACAUUUGUCUGUUCAGACAGGUUUAGGAAACGUGUGCACGGCUUCAGAGACAUGAAGCAAAGUGCUGGUAGUCUGUUGAAUGUCCAAGUUUCAAAUAAAGCUCUUCAGUUACAAA
Molecule: messenger RNA, 972 nt
Organism: Nematolebias whitei (Rio pearlfish)
Lineage: Eukaryota; Metazoa; Chordata; Actinopteri; Cyprinodontiformes; Rivulidae
Product: troponin I, fast skeletal muscle
Exons: 7
Coding region: 134-658 (174 amino acids)
Biological process (GO): muscle contraction
Cellular component (GO): troponin complex
Source: RefSeq, a predicted model, not a curated record